AUGCCCUACACGCCAGCAGGCUUUUUUUGUGACCGGCUAAUCCGGCAAAGAGAGAGAAAGGAUGGAGAAGGAUCUGUGAACAAACCUCUUCGAUUCAGUGGCCAGGACUUUAAGACUCUAAAACAGGAUUGUCUUCAGAAAAAGGUGCUAUUUGAAGAUGAUACAUUCCCAGCCUCUGUGGACUCUCUGGGUUACAAGGAACUGGGCCACAAGUCCAGCAAAGUCAAGAACAUUGUCUGGAAAAGACCUAAGGAUAUUUGUGAUAAUCCACAGUUCAUUGUUGGAGGUGCAAGCAGAACAGACAUCUGUCAGGGAGACUUGGGAGACUGCUGGCUGCUUGCUGCCAUUGCUUGUCUUACUCUGAAUGAUAAGCUCCUGUAUCGGGUUGUUCCUCAAGAGCAGAGUUUUUCUGACAAUUAUGCAGGAAUCUUUCAUUUCCAGUUCUGGCGUUAUGGUGACUGGGUGGAUGUUGUUGUUGAUGAUAGAAUCCCUACCAUCAAUAACCAGCUAGUGUUCACCAAGUCUGCUGAGAGGAAUGAGUUCUGGAGCGUUCUUCUUGAGAAAGCAUAUGCCAAACUGCACGGUUCCUACGAGGCUCUGAAAGGUGGAAACACUGCCGAGGGGAUGGAAGACUUCACUGGAGGAGUAACUGAGUUCUAUGAAAUGAAGGAGGCACCUAAAGAACUUUACAAGAUCAUGAAGAAGGCCUUGGCUCGAGGAUCCCUCAUGGGUUGCUCUAUCGAUGCUUUGGUCCCAGCCCGCCUGGAGACACGCACUGUGACUGGGCUAGUAAAAGGUCAUGCCUACUCUGUAACUGCUGUGGAUGAGUGUAAACAGAGCAUACAAAAAGAAUCUAAAGUGCGCCUGGUGCGUCUCCGUAAUCCAUGGGGCCAAGUGGAGUGGAACGGACCUUGGAGUGAUAACUCAAAGGAGUGGGAAACCAUCUCUAAGGAAGAGAAAGAAAAACUGCAUCAACAGAAUGCUGAAGAUGGAGAGUUCUGGAUGUCCUUCAAUGAUUUCAUGAAGAACUACACCAAGAUAGAAAUCUGUAACCUGACCCCUGAUGCACUGGACGAUGAUAAGCUCCACAAGUGGACGGUGUCUGUGAAUGAGGGCCGCUGGGUAAAAGGCUGCUCUGCUGGAGGCUGCAAAAAUUAUAUGGACACCUUCUGGACAAACCCACAGUACCGCCUUCGCCUCCAAGAAGAGGAUGAUGACCAGGACAACAGUGAGGUGGCCUGCUCCUUUGUGGUGGCUCUCAUGCAGAAAAACAGAAGAAAAGAACGCAAACUUGGUGCCAACUUAUUCACUAUUGGAUUUUCCAUUUACGAGGUGCCAAAAGAGAUGCAUGGUAACAAGCAGCACAUGCAGAAGGAAUUCUUUCAGCUGAACACAUCCAAAGCUCGCUGCAAAGCCUACAUUAACCUGAGGGAGGUGACGCAACGCUUCAGACUGAGCCCUGGGGAGUAUGUCAUUGUGCCUUCCACCUAUGAGCCCCACCAGGAAGGCGAGUUUCUCCUCCGUGUCUUCUCUGAAAAGAAGAACGUCUCUGAGGAAAUAGAGAACAGGAUUGCAGCUGACCAUCCAGUGCCGGCCCCAGCCUCAGCGGGGGAAGAGACUGAAGAGGACCAACAGUUACGCACCAUUUUUCAGCAGAUAGCUGGGGAUGUGAGUACUAGGAAGACAAAAAGCUCUGGGUGGGCAGAAACGGAGAUCUCAGCUAACAAUCUGAGAAAUGUCCUGAACAGGGUGUUGGCUGAGUACAGGGACAUGGAUAAAGAGGGCUUCAGUCUAGAGAGCUGCCGUAGCAUGAUUGCCUUUAUGGAUAUGGAUGGAACAGGACGACUUAAUCUACAGGAAUUUAAGCAACUGUGGAAUAAGAUCAAAAAGUGGCAGGAAAUAUUUAAGCACUAUGAAGCUGAGCAGGCUGGCUUCAUCAGCAGCUAUGAGAUGAGGAAUGCCAUCAAUGAUGCUGGGUUCCAUCUUAACAACCCACUGUACAACGUCAUCACAAUGCGUUACGCCAAUGAGAACAUGAACAUCGACUUCAAUAGCUUUGUUAGCUGUCUUGUGCGUUUGGAGGGGAUGUUCAGAGCUUUCCAGGCUUUUGAUCAGGAUGGAGACGGCUCUAUCAGGCUGUCUGUACUGGAGUGGCUCCAGCUGACUCUAUAUGCCUAAACACACUCAGGAUCCAAGUGAACACAAGAACAGGACCAGAACCACCAGCCUUUACCUCAAACUCAGUGUGCAAAUCCUAUUCCUUUGUCUUUUUAGCCAGAGUUGUUUACAAUCUUCACCUAAAUGAGUCAUUACUAAACUUUAUCACCAUUCCACAUUCUGGAGAGUUUCACAGAGUCCAGAGAACAGGUAAUAUGGCAGUCACGUAGUCAUAGGCUAGAUGUCAACAUCUCUUCAACAGGUUGAAAGCAGGUUUUAGACUAGCUUGGAGGUAUUGCAGUACUGAUGUCUCUUGAUUGACGAGUCCUGAGGCUCAUUUUCCAUGUACUCAGUGGCACCAUUCAACUCUAGAACUCUGUUUUAAGCUAUUAACUCCUUUACAUUAUUUACAUUACGUUACUGCAGCUACCUUUUUCUGUUGUUCAUACUCCUUCCAUUUUGUUCUCCUUUUGGCCUCUUCUUAUCUCUUUCUCACCCAUUUACCCACACCGGAAACCUCUUGCUUCCUGUCACAAAAGAGUACCUCAGAUUUUUCUUUAAAUACCUCUGCUCUGUUUUGUUUCUUUUAUCAGCUGGAAACAACAAUGAAAUCCAUAAACUUGAAUUAAUGAUCAGUUUUCACACACACACACACACACUUCGUAAUAGCCACCUUUCAGGCUAGUGCACAUUUGUUGUUGGAAGAUUCCUCCGUACAUGUUUCCAUGCGCCUGUUACUAAGUUGUUUGGUGGAAAAACAUUAAUAGCUAGAGGAAAUACCUAACAGAACCCACCAACAUGCAGAACUGAAAUGUGUUCAGGGUUUGUUUCCGCUGCAUAU
Messenger RNA from Hemibagrus wyckioides, 2998 nucleotides. RefSeq names its product calpain 3a, (p94) (gene capn3a). The record is from RefSeq and is a predicted model, not a curated record. Bases 1 to 2178 code for a protein of 725 amino acids. NCBI's taxonomy places the organism in Eukaryota, Metazoa, Chordata, Actinopteri, Siluriformes, Bagridae. Gene Ontology annotation, cellular component: cytoplasm. Gene Ontology annotation, molecular function: calcium-dependent cysteine-type endopeptidase activity; calcium ion binding. The transcript is spliced from 21 exons. Gene Ontology annotation, biological process: negative regulation of apoptotic process; proteolysis.